This is a messenger RNA of Rhodamnia argentea, 1322 nucleotides long. RefSeq lists its product as uncharacterized. The record is from RefSeq and is a predicted model, not a curated record. NCBI's taxonomy places the organism in Eukaryota, Viridiplantae, Streptophyta, Magnoliopsida, Myrtales, Myrtaceae. The transcript has a single exon. Bases 450 to 1157 code for a protein of 235 amino acids.
CUUUUAAGGAGAUAAUAAUGCAAAACGCGAGCCUCUUCUCCUUGUCCUCUCCCCAUUUUCUUGGUUCUCUUUCCGCGUGUUGAACCUGUCAAGCCGGCAUUUAACCAUUUCAUACUUCAGCGAGAAAGUUCUCUUUUUUCAGCAGUUUUGUUUGGUCUCUUUCGUUCUUUGACAAUUGUUCAAUACUCGUAACUCUCAAUUAAGCUCCAUUCUUCUUCUUCUUCUUCUAUGGGAUUCGCUUGGCCCAAUUCGCUUUGACCCGCCGACGGUUUGACAAUCUUCAAGGAUCGAGCAAUCGAAAGAUGAAUCCUUUGCGUGUUUGACGAGGUGGGUCGAUCCAAAUCCCGAUCCUUUUUCUGUGUUCGAUCCAGAUUUCGAAGCUUGUUUCAUACAAAUCAUCGGGUUCUUCGGAUAUCAUUUGUUUUUUCCGGUUCUGGGUGCAAUUUGAGAUGGUCUAUCUCCCUAGCUCGAACUCAGCUAAGCUCGUUGACCAGUUGGCGCUCAUGGCGAGUUCUGCGAACUCGGUCGAUUCGUUCCUCAAAUCGAGGAUGAGCAAAGCUAGUUAUCUUUCCCAGAGGAAUAGGAAAUUGCUCAAUUCGGCGGCAAGUCGCUCGAAUUCGCCGUCGUCUUGCCAGCACCGUGGAUCUCGGUCGGCUGCGGUGGAUGUCGUUAUUCUGAUUGCUGUUGUUGGUGCUUGCGGGUUUCUCCUGUUCCCGUAUGCGAAGUUCAUAGCCGUUCACCUGAUCGAGAACGUGGGCCCGAUCACGAGCGUGGUCAAGGAGGAGUUUUCUGAGGCUCCGUUGAUUUAUGGAUCGAUAGGACUUAGCGUGUGCUGCGCCGCUUUCGCUAUGUUGGCGUUGGUGGCAUGUUUGGAUCGGAAAUGUGGGAACCCAAAUUGCCGGGGACUGAGGAAGGCGGCUGAGUUCGAUAUUCAGCUGGAGACGGAGGAGUGCAUUAAGAACUCGACUGCGAAGGAAGAUUCAGAGAGGAUGCUCUUUGAAUUGCCGACUAACCAGCACCGAGAACUUGAAGCGGAAUUGAAGAAGAUGGCGCCGCCGAAUGGGAGGGCUGUUCUUGUUUUUAGAGCGAGGUGCGGCUGUUCUGUUGGUAGAUUGGAAGUUCCGGGGCCGAAGAAGCCACGAAAGAUCAAGAAAUAGGAAUGGUUUUGGUCUGGGUUGGGGAAACUAUAUAGCACAGAGUAAUCAUAACAGAGAAGGGGCUUUUAUGAUCAGCCUUGUAUGAAUAAUAAUUUGGGAAUAUUUAUCUCAGUGCAAAUACUUGUGAGGACUAUACACACCUAAUGAUUACGCUUUCUUCCAUCA